GGGAGACUCAACCAAUAUGUUUUUUUUUUGUUUGUUUGUUUGUUUUUUGUUCCUAAGAGCUGAUUGGGAAAGGGAAGAAAUACAGUAUAACUUGAUAUGAUGUCAGGAUCAAAUGAAAGCUUUUUUAAAAGGAUUUAAAUGAUUGGAUAGGGCUGAGCUGUUUUCUUAGAAAGAGAAGAAGCUGACAGAUAAAAACAUUAAAGGAGGAAAUCUUAGAGUUGCAAUAAGAGGCAUGGGAACAAUGAAACAAGUAGAAAAAUUGGGUUUUCAGGAAAGAAGGACUAUCUCUUUUUCAGAGAGUGUUGCAAAGAUAACAGGAUAUGUUAUUAAUGAAUUUUGAAUUGUAAAAAAGUAAAGAAAAGGGGCUCCAUAAAGACAGCCUUUCUCUUUUCAGAAAAGUAUCAUACAAAUGAUUUGUUGAGAGGGAAAUGCAAAGUAGGAAGUGUUGAAAAAUUGCCUCAGCACUCUACAAUUUUUUGUUUUUCAAGGCAUUCUUUUUUUCCUGUAAUUAAAGAGAAUUGGACCAUAGACCUAUAAAUCAGUGUUUUAGUCAGAACUUACUUUUCUGAGAGGAAAGAUGCCUUAAUAUUUCACAUCCUUUUAUAAUAGAUUUAGAAAAGAAGAAAAAUAUGUCUAGAUUUGGGAGCAAUAAGAAUAUUCCAGGAAAAAGAAAUAAUCAAUUAAAAUUUUUCUAUUUCAAAUUUAACAAGCAUAACCAAAUGCAAAAAUUUCAAGUUAGUUUGACCCUUGAAGGAAAUAUAAAAUAAAAGAUGUAAAAUUAUACUUUCUGAUUCUUUUGUGCAUUUAAAAAAUGUUUUGUUGUUCUUUUUCUCCCACCACGUCUGUCACUGCCCACUUAGCUACUUCCCUCCAAUUCACAGUGGAAACCCUCUCUUUUAAAAGAUAUGCAUAGUCCAGCAACUCAAAUCAACAGAUAAUUAAAUGUGAGAAUGCACAUUUCAUUCUGUACACCUAUUCCAUCAACUCUCUGCCAAGAAGUGGAAGGUAAUAUUUCCUUAUCAAUAUUUUAAAGACACAAUUUGUCAAAAGUUUAGACUGCAUUGAGGUCAUUUAAAUUUGUUACCCCUUUCAGAAUUAUCGUGUUUGUCACAAAAAUUGUUCUUAAAGUCCUACUGAAGUCACUCUGUAUAUGUCAAUAAAAGUAUUUCCAUAUUACAUGAAGGAGUCAUAUUCAUCACUUAUUAUGGCACAAGAAAUCACCACUAUUUUUCUAUGCCACAGUCUAAUCACCUAUUUUCAAACUGGAGGAUACAAUAUGUAAACAGGAUAUGGUUACAGCAGGUUGAGCAAGUGCUUUUUAUUGUUUUAACUAGAAAUAGCAGAUUUCCCCAGGGGAAUAUUCCCAUAAUUCUUUAGUCUAACAAUACCAAGCCAAAUGAUAGACCUUUGCUGUAAUGCAAAGUUCUAGGAGCAAAAUACAUUGAGAAGACUUAGAAUUCAGAUCUCCCAUUACUCCUCUUUUAUGAAUGUAGAGUAUGUGUCAUCUUGGAGACCAGAACUUUCUUUGUGUCAUUUAUCAUGAGAUGCAUAAGAUUUUCAGUUGUGGUAAGUGGUCAUUUGAAUGAUCAGGGAUUACAAAGCAGACUUUACUUCUUUAGAAUGCAUUAUCUAUGGUGUUUACUUGGAAGAACAGCAUUUAGCCAUUUGGAUAGGGUCUCUGCAUUUAUUUUAAAAUGGUUCUUAUAGUGGGAGUAAACUAACCUCUUCAUUCUUACAGACUUUUCUACAUUAUCAGAAUAGCAAAAUUGGUAAAUAAUACAGUAUUGUUGGUUUACAGGGAAAAAUUGAAGAAAACAAAUCAAUUCAUCUCUGCUUUGCUUGUAAGCUGAAGCAAAGUAUGGAAGUAUGAAUAGAAUAGGCAUGUACUAGAUGGUUUCCUGAAUACAUCAAUAGGCAUACCCAAAUCUUAGCCCUUUUUUCCCAUUUUAAUUUUCCUUUCUUCUGUCUAAUAGGCACUCUUUCUAAGACAGAUGUCUGGCAAUAACUGCACUGCUGUCAAUGAAUUCAUUAUUUUGGGGUUGACAGAUGAUCCAACUCUUCGUGUCAUCCUCUUUGUGUUAUUUCUGGGUGUCUAUGCUGCUACAUUACUUGGUAAUCUUAGCAUAAUCAUACUGAUCAGAAAUAGCCCCCAACUUCACACUCCAAUGUAUCUUUUCCUCAGUCACUUGGCUUUUGUAGAUGCUGCAUAUUCCUCCUCUGUCACACCUGUUAUGCUUAAGAACUUUCUUGAGGACAAAUCCACAAUUCCUCUGGGAGGCUGUGUGGCCCAAUUUUUUUGUGGAUGCACCUUUGGGACAGUUGAGUGCUUCCUGCUGGCUGUAAUGGCCUAUGAUCGGUAUGUAGCCAUAUGCAGUCCCUUACUCUACUCCACCCAAAUGUCUACUAGUGUCUGCACUCUAUUAGGCAUCUCAUCCUACUUGGGUGGCUGUACAAAUGCUUGCAUCUUCAUCGGUUGCUUAUUGAAUCGGUCCUUCUGUGGACCCAACAAGAUCAAUCAUUUUUUCUGUGAUUAUGCUCCACUUUUGAAGCUUUCUUCCUACCAAGAUGAUCUUGCUGAAAUUCUUCCUGCUGCAUCUUCUGGGUCCAUAAUUGUGAUCACAGUGUUAAUUAUAAUAAUCUCUUAUGUAUAUAUCCUCUUCUCUGUCCUGAAUAUAAGUUCCACUGAAGGGAGAUCCAAAGCUUUCUCAACUUGCACUUCCCACCUCACAGCAGUCACUCUGUUUUAUGGCACCCUUACAUUCAUUUAUGUGAUGCCCAAGUCCAUUUACUCAACAGAUCAGAAUAAAGUAGUAUCUGUUUUCUACAUUGUAAUGAUUCCCAUGUUGAACCCCUUAAUCUAUAGUCUAAGGAACAAUGAAGUAAAAGGAGCCUUGAGAAAAAUGAUGAGUAGGAAACACCUUUUUUCAUGAAUUCAAGUCACUAUGAUAAGUAUUUUUUAAGUACAUACAAUGUCCCAGGCACUGAGUUAGUUUUUGUGGAUAGAAGAACAAAAAUGAAGCAUUCCCUGCCUUUAACGUUCUAACGUUCUACUGAUAUAAUGGUUAUGAAUA
This is a messenger RNA of Monodelphis domestica (gray short-tailed opossum), 3071 nucleotides long. Lineage: Eukaryota; Metazoa; Chordata; Mammalia; Didelphimorphia; Didelphidae. The record is from RefSeq and is a predicted model, not a curated record.